AUGACACAAGACUCAAACCCAACCGCGGCGAGCUUGCUAGGCUCGACCUCAACCAAUUUCCCUCGAUCUCAUGAAAAAAUAUCCGACCCAAAGGACACGCCAUACUUUAUCGACAACGAAUUCCGACUGUCUCAAUCAAUGAAUUUCAUCCCUGUCCAUGAUCCUGCGACAAAUAACCUGGUUACUAGAGUACCGAUGAUGACCGGUGACGAAUUACAGCUCGCACAGAUCAUGUUUCGUUAUGUCAGCUUGAUCAAAGAGAACUGGGAUAGACUCGCUGCUUCCAUUACCCUGGAGCAGGGCAAAACAUUUGCAGAUGCGCGAGGCGAUGUGCUACGCGGGCUGCAAGUUGCAGAAGCCGCAUGCGCCGGCCCAGAGUAUAUGAAGGGAGAGAUUCUGGAGGUCGCCAAGGACAUGGAGACCAGGACUUACAGGGAGCCUCUUGGCGUUGUCGCCGCAAUCUGCCCAUUUAAUUUCCCUGCAAUGAUACCUCUUUGGUGCAUACCGAUUGCUACCAUUACUGGAAAUACAAUGGUGCUGAAGCCUUCUGAGAGAGAUCCUGGUGCUGCGAUGAUUCUUGCUGAAUUGGCCGAAAAGGCCGGGUUUCCAAAGGGCGUUAUCAACGUGGUACACGGCGCACAUGAUACAGUUAAUUUUCUCAUCGAUUCUCCCGUUAUCAAAGCCAUUAGUUUUGUUGGAAGCAACAAAGCUGGAGAAUAUAUCUUCACACGUGGCUCCGCAAAUGGGAAGAGGGUGCAGGCAAACUUGGGCGCAAAGAAUCACGCAUUGAUCAUGCCUGACAGUGAUAAAGAAGCGACCCUGGAUGCUAUUGUCAGUGCUGCCUUUGGAGCCGCAGGACAGCGUUGUAUGGCACUGUCCGUAUCAGUAUUCGUUGGGGAAAGCCGACAAUGGCUUGAUGAACUUGUCCAGAGAGCGAAGACUCUGCGAGUUGAUGCGGGUUUUGAGCAUGGUGCUGAUCUUGGUCCUGUUGUUACACCUGAGAGCAAAGCGAGGAUUGAAUCACUAAUUGAGAGUGCGCAAGUCGAAGGUGCUCAAAUCCUUCUUGACGGUCGUGGUUAUAAGCCAGAGAAGUAUCCGAAUGGCAACUGGGUUGCUCCAACGAUAAUCACCGACGUCAGGCAAUCUAUGCAAUGCUAUAAAGAAGAGAUAUUUGGCCCGGUACUAGUGUGUGUUAAUGUUGACACUCUUGAGGCAGGUAUUAAUCUUAUCAAUGGGAACGACUACGGGAAUGGUGCUGCUAUUUUCACUUCCUCAGGCGCAGUUGCAGAGAAAUUCCGGCGGAACAUUGAAGCAGGCCAGCUGGGAAAUAAGAAGAGCGUGGCUGGAGGGGGGGCCAGUACUUUUUACGGAAAACCAGGAGUGAACUUUUACACUCAGCUCAAAACUGUCACAUCCAAGUGGUCAAGUGCAAGUAUUGUACCAACCAAGGCGGUGCUAUCGAUGCCGACUGGAUCAUAG
Trichoderma breve is the source of this 1479-nucleotide messenger RNA. Its product is annotated as aldehyde dehydrogenase family domain-containing protein. Gene Ontology annotation, cellular component: mitochondrion. Gene Ontology annotation, biological process: L-valine catabolic process; thymine catabolic process. Lineage: Eukaryota; Fungi; Ascomycota; Sordariomycetes; Hypocreales; Hypocreaceae. The coding region runs from base 1 to 1479 and encodes 492 amino acids. The record is from RefSeq and is a predicted model, not a curated record. The transcript has 4 exons. Gene Ontology annotation, molecular function: methylmalonate-semialdehyde dehydrogenase (acylating, NAD+) activity; malonate-semialdehyde dehydrogenase (acetylating, [NAD(P)+]) activity.